Messenger RNA from Seminavis robusta, 1789 nucleotides. NCBI's taxonomy places the organism in Eukaryota, Bacillariophyta, Bacillariophyceae, Naviculales, Naviculaceae. The record is from the annotation of a GenBank genome assembly.
AUCUUGAGUUUGACUGACUUCUUUUUGGAACAAGAUCCAACGCUUCUUCUCGACAGACCUGCCUGACUGAGCGAUCACACACAUGGACGAGGUUGGAGAGGAGAGACCAGCAUAGGAGUAGUGCAGAUCAUAGUACUGGUACAGAUAGAUGAACCAGAAGAGGAAAGAUGCAGAACGAAGGUGACUUUGAAAAGCUCAAGAAGAGCGAUCCUUCCUAUUUCAAACUGGAGCUGUUCUUUGAUGCGGCCAAGAUCGGGACGACGGAUUGGUUCGAUUUGCGGAGCGCCAUUGAAGAGAACAAGGUGGUCCGCGAAGUGCACAUUCGUAUUACCAAGGAAUUCUGCGAUGGAUUUCCUCUGGGUGAAAUCGUCAAGCUCUUUGAAGCGAUUGGAUCUCUGCAGAAACUCAAAUAUGUGUGUUUGGGUCAAAUGCAAGGCGCGGUCCAAGUGUUUGGUCAAGUGCCACUCCAAGCUGUCAAGGCGCUCUUGGCCAAGGGCGGCGACAAGGUGGUGUGGUGGUUGACGCGUGGCAUGAUUUUGACGCAUAUUUACAAAGGAUCCGAGGAGGAAGCCGAAGACAAGGGUGACAAGUCGUUGGAUGUCAGUGAUCACAACAAGACACGCAAAGAAGCCAAGGAAAGCAAAAAGAAAAAGGAAAAGAAAUCCAAAAAGGAAUCGUCCAAAAAAGACAAGAAAAAAGAUGCCAAGCGAGAGUCGAUCACUGUCAAGAGUAGUAGUGAUGGAACUCUGGACAAGAAACAAUUGGCUGCCAAACGCUGCUUGGAAAAACUAGGAGACGUGCUCGUGGAACUCAAGAGCCUCAAGCGUGUCUCGCUCAUGGGACACUUUGACGAAACCCUGCAAGGAUGUAGUCUGGAUCCACUCCUCGAAGGCAUGAGUGCCUUGGGAGAAGCUGCUCUCGAAAUUCUAUUCAUUGCCAUGACUCGUCACGAAGGCAAGGUCCUCUGUGAACCAUCCACUCUGGGACACUUUCUCGACAAUGCCGUACAACUCAAGGAAUGUUCCAUCCUCUACAUGGAACUCACCGAUGAUCACAUUGAUGAAGUCGGAUCCAACAUUACCAAAUUAAAGACACUACAAGAACUCAUGCUCAGUGGAGCGACCCCUCCCGACAAUAGUGUCAGUGCCGAAUCCAUCGGUGCGCUUUUUCGAGCACCCCACUUGACCAAAUUAUGCUUGCCCGAAUUGGCAUUGGAUACGCGCAACACGCUUGCCAUGUGCAUGAACAUGGUCAAAUAUCACAAUAUCAAACACCUCGAAAUCAUGUGCGGAUUGGCCGGACUCGAGUUGCUCGCGCUGCAGCAAAUGCUCAUUAACAAUGAAGGAUUGGAAACACUGCACAUUCACGUACAAGAAUUGGACGCCGUUACGGCACCCCUCGAUCUCGUUACGAGCAGUUUUGCCAAUUCCAAAUCCAAACUCAAGACCAUCAAGUUGGAAACCAAAGAUGAAAACGAAAAGGCCAAGAAAAUGCGAGACUGCAAUAUUCAGGAAUGGGCCGAAGUGAUUGAAGGACUCUUCAAGGUCGACUCGGCACCGUCCUUGGAUGCUCAUUGCAUUACGCUCACAAAACUUUAGAAGAUGAUACAGCAACAAUCUCUCGCUCGUUCAGGCAACAAUACAACGUCCAAAGUGAACAUUUGUGGAGGAUGGCUCACGGUGCAUCGUAUGUUUUGGCUGCAAGUAUCUAUCUUGUUAACGACUGAUACUGUAGUUUGUUAUAGCAGUGUAUCUUUAUAAUGUCUUGGUUUUUGGUGUGGAGCGUCAGU